AUGCCAUCUUUAUCUGAUUUAGAUUACGAGAAUCCUGUCAAGAUUCCUUCGUCCCAGAUAGAAACUGUGGCUAUUAUAGGCGGUGGAGCUUCUGGGGCAAUUAUUCUAGACACUUUAUUAAAAGAGCCAUCUAAUAUCAAAAAGAUAGUUGUAUUUGAAAGACAAAAGAAACUAGGUGGCAUUUGGCUUUUCAAUAAAGACAUUAGAUCGACACCCAAUGAUCUUAUUAAAUCGGGUAGUUUCAAUUUGGAAAGUGAUCCACAAUUGCCUAAUCCCUUUCAUCAACAACAGGAAAAAACUGAGAAAAUUGUAUUGCCUAAAAAUACUCAAGAGAGGUUUAUUGAAACACCAAGUUACUAUGGAAUCACUACCAACAUCAUUGAAAAAAUGAUGACAUACAGUGAUGUCAAUAAGUGGAACAUUGAAGGUGACGCUGAAGCAAGAAAAUAUGUUGAGGGAAGUAUUGUUCAAGAUUAUAUUGAGAAAUAUUUUGAGAAAAAUUUGAAUGACUUUAGAGCCGAAUUGAGAUUGAAUUCUACUGUUGAAGAUGUUGAAAGAAUUGAACGUGAUGAUAAGGAGAGCGGAGAUGACAAAAUACCAUAUCGAUUCAAAUUAACUGUUCGCAAUCCUCAAGAUGACAAUCGCGAUGUAUGGUAUCAAGAGGAGUUUGAUACUGUUGUGGUAGCCACUGGUCAUUACCAUGUUCCGUUCAUUCCUCAUGUUCCAGGUUUGAAAACAGUCCAAGAAAAACACCCCCAGAUAAUACAGCAUGCCAAAUUUUAUAGAGACUCGUCAUCCUAUAAAAACAAAACUGUUGUUGUUGUUGGAUCUCGUGCUUCUGGGGCUGAUUUGACAAAAUUCAUUGCAAGAGAAGAAGGCACUACAGUUUAUCAAUCAGUAAGAAACUUUGAUAAUAGCAAAUUUGUUACUCAGAAAACCAAUGUUGUUAAAAAACCACAAAUUGAAAAAUUUGAAUCAAAUCAAGACAGUAUUAAAGUUUUCUUUGAAGACGGUACGUCGUUGGAGAAUCCAGAUUACGUUAUUUACUGUACAGGUUAUUUGUUUUCAUAUCCAUACUUGAAUCGAUUAACUAAUAACCAAAUCACAGAAGGCAUAACAAUCCCAAACUUGUACCAACACACUUUUUUGAUCAAUGAACCAUUAAUUACAAUAAUUGGUGUUCCGAUUGAUGGUAUUUCCUUCAGGGUGUUUGAGUAUCAAGCUGUUUUGCUAGGCAGGUAUUUGACGGGCAAAAUCAGUUUACCUCCAAGAUCAAAGCAAAGCGAGUGGGUCAAUAAAAGAUACGAGGAGAAAAAGAACACAAGAGCAUAUCAUACCAUAGGUGUAGUGGAUGCUUUUAAUUAUUCCAAUGAUUUGAUUAAAUUAGGUGAAGUUCUGGAUAAAGUAGAGGUAGGUAGAAAAUUUCCUAUCUUGAGCUCUGAUGAUAUAUUGCUCUACAAAGAGGCAGGAGAAAAGUUGCGGAAAUUCUGGGAUGAAAGAUAG
Candida dubliniensis CD36 is the source of this 1503-nucleotide messenger RNA. RefSeq lists its product as uncharacterized. The coding region runs from base 1 to 1503 and encodes 500 amino acids. Lineage: Eukaryota; Fungi; Ascomycota; Pichiomycetes; Serinales; Debaryomycetaceae. Gene Ontology annotation, molecular function: NADP binding; flavin adenine dinucleotide binding; N,N-dimethylaniline monooxygenase activity. The transcript has a single exon. The record is from RefSeq and is a predicted model, not a curated record.